AAGAGAGAUAAAGAUGAAGAGAAGGUCAGAAAAUUUGAUUUCUCUUAUUUUUUGCACAGAGAGAGAGAGAGAGAGAGAGAGAGAGAGAGAGAGAUCUUAUUAGGGGUUUUGGGCAUCUCGCAAGGUUUUACAGAGAUCUCUCUAUCUUAACAUGGAUUCAAUGGUGACUCAAAAGACUUUUUUGGCUGUGACGGAUGAUGUGGUGUUGCCUGUUAGCUCUGUUCUGACCAUAAUGAAGGAACUCGCAAAGGAAGGGAUUGAGCGUUGUGAUCCUCUAAUUAUUACUCAAGCAUCUACAAUAAAUCAGGUUCCUUUGGAUGCUUCCUCAGUGGACUUGGUUCUAGCCGUUUCCAGAACAUCUGAUUUUCCAAGUGACAAAAUCUAUAGCGAGUUCUCAAGAGUUCUGAAGCCUGGUGCUUCUGUUUUUGUCUGCACGAACUCUGAGGGUGAAACUAUAGAAUUGCAACAGACCCUUCAAAGGAGAGUGACCUUGGCUGGUUUUCUGGAGCCACAGUCUCUUGAUUUGAAAUCAAUUAAGUUGUCUAACUUCAGCUUAUCCGUUGGGAUUAAGGCAAAGAAACCUACUUGGAAGAUCGGUUCAUCAUUUGCUCUCAAGAAGCCUGCCAAAACUCUCCCGAAGGUUAAUCUAGGCGAUGCCUUGGAUCUUAUUGAUGAUCUUAUUGAUGAGGAUUCUCUCUUAACAGAGGAGGACCUCAAGAAGCCACAGCUUCCUGUUGCUAGUGGUUGUGAGACCACUAAGAAAGCUUGCAAGAACUGCGUUUGUGGUAGAGCUGAGAUAGAGGAGAAAGCUGUGAAGCUGGGACUCACCGAGGAUCAAAUCGAGAAUCCACAGUCAGCAUGUGGCAGCUGUGGACUCGGUGAUGCCUUCCGCUGCGGUACAUGCCCUUACAAGGGUCUCCCACCCUUCAAACUAGGCGAGAAGGUAACCCUAUCUCAAAACUUCCUUGAAGCUGACAUAUAAGCCUGUGAAAAGGUCUUCUUCAUGCGUGCUUGUUUCUCACCGAAGCAAAAAACCUUUUGUUUAAACACAGAGUAGUUUGAUCACUUUGUGUCCUUUUCGUAUAUUUCGUGUUGUUGGUACUUUCUUUAUUUCUCGGCUUUUGAAUGGCUUUAGUAGACAAUUGUUGGGUGUUGCUCACAAUACAACAUUGGAACCUUUAUAUCAAUGAAGAACAGCUUUUCACUUUGUUAAAUAA
This is a messenger RNA of Raphanus sativus (radish), 1217 nucleotides long. Its product is annotated as anamorsin homolog. The record is from RefSeq and is a predicted model, not a curated record. Gene Ontology annotation, cellular component: cytoplasm. The transcript is spliced from 8 exons. NCBI's taxonomy places the organism in Eukaryota, Viridiplantae, Streptophyta, Magnoliopsida, Brassicales, Brassicaceae. Gene Ontology annotation, molecular function: iron-sulfur cluster binding. Gene Ontology annotation, biological process: iron-sulfur cluster assembly. Bases 152 to 982 code for a protein of 276 amino acids.